CAGUCCCUUCUCCCACCAGCUGCUGGGACCACCAUGACCCACACCCUCUCUGUCCUGCUGUGCGUUGGGCUGUGUCUGAGCCAGAGGAUGAGAACACAGGCAGGCUGGUAUGAUCCACCCUCCCUCUCAGCCAUGCCCAGCGCCGUCGUGGCCUCAGGACACAGUGUGACCCUCCAGUGUCAGUCACAGCAAUGGUAUGGCAUGUAUGCCCUGUACAAGGAUGGAGAAGAGAUCAGCAGGGACCUGACCCAGGCCCGUGGAAGGGGUUCCCAGGCCAAUUUCCUCAUCCCAGCUGUGAACUCUACCCACGAAGGGACUUACCGAUGCUACAGCUUUCACAGCUACCAUCCUUAUAAGUGGUCAGCCCCCAGUGACCCCCUGGUGCUCAGGGUCACAGGGACCUUCUCUCCAAGCCCUGAAUCUGGGAAAACACAGUUUGGUGAGUCACUGGAGGAUUCCCAGCAGAGACAGGAGGGAGGCAGGGACUGGAUGCUCAGCCCCAUCCAGGGACCCUUCGUUUCCCACCACUCCUCCUGCAGCACCUUAUUAUUCUCCUUUUCCCAACUCUGGGCCUUUGCCCAGGCUUUCCCUCAGCACAAACUCGGUCCCGCUUUCACACUGGGGGGCUCCCUGAGGAUAAGCUGUCCUGCCCCCCAGGAUUACACUGUGGGCAACCUCAUCCGCCUCAGCCUGGCUGGGCUGGUUCUCCUCCUCCUUGGGGUCCUGCUGGCUGAAGCCUGGCACAGCCAGAGGGGACCACUGAGCAGGAGCUCCAGGAAUCCCUGA
Trichosurus vulpecula (common brushtail) is the source of this 786-nucleotide messenger RNA. Its product is annotated as leukocyte immunoglobulin-like receptor subfamily A member 6. The transcript has 6 exons. The record is from RefSeq and is a predicted model, not a curated record. Lineage: Eukaryota; Metazoa; Chordata; Mammalia; Diprotodontia; Phalangeridae. The coding region runs from base 34 to 786 and encodes 250 amino acids.